This is a messenger RNA of Eutrema salsugineum, 1769 nucleotides long. RefSeq names its product vacuolar-processing enzyme alpha-isozyme. The coding region runs from base 47 to 1519 and encodes 490 amino acids. Gene Ontology annotation, biological process: vacuolar protein processing. The record is from RefSeq and is a predicted model, not a curated record. Lineage: Eukaryota; Viridiplantae; Streptophyta; Magnoliopsida; Brassicales; Brassicaceae. The transcript has 9 exons. Gene Ontology annotation, molecular function: cysteine-type endopeptidase activity.
GUCACCACACUCUCGCCGGAGGAUAAAUAAUAAUCACCAAAAAAACAUGUCACGCGUCUCCGUCACUGUCACCGUCGCCGUUUCUUUUCUCGCCCUCUUCAUCUCUCUAGUCACCGUUUCUUGUGACGUCAUCAAACUGCCUUCUCAAGCUUCUAAAUUCUUCCGUACGACUAAACACAACGAUGAUGGUGAUUCUUCGGCCGGUACGAAGUGGGCUGUUCUCGUCGCCGGAUCUAGCGGAUAUUGGAAUUAUAGGCAUCAGGCAGAUGUUUGUCAUGCUUAUCAGCUUUUGAGGAAAGGUGGACUGAAAGAGGAGAAUAUCAUAGUUUUUAUGUACGAUGAUAUUGCAAAAAACAAAGAGAACCCAAGGCCUGGAAUCAUUAUUAACAGUCCUAAUGGAAAUGAUGUCUAUAAUGGAGUUCCCAAGGAUUACACUGGAGAUGAUGUUAACGUUGAUAAUUUGUUUGCUGUGAUCCUUGCAAACAAAACGGCUCUUAAAGGUGGAAGUGGAAAGGUUGUAGAUAGUGGUCCAGACGAUCAUAUCUUCAUAUACUAUAGCGAUCACGGUGGCCCGGGAGUGCUCGGAAUGCCGACUUCUCCUCACCUAUAUGCUAACGAUCUCAUCGAUAUCUUGAAGAAAAAACAUGCUUCCGGAACCUAUAAGAGCUUGGUGUUUUAUUUAGAGGCUUGUGAAUCUGGAAGUAUUUUCGAAGGCCUUUUACCAGAAGGUUUAAACAUUUAUGCAACAACCGCGUCAAACGCAGAAGAAAGUAGCUGGGGUACUUAUUGUCCUGGAGAUGAUUCUAGUCCACCCAAAGAGUAUGAGACUUGUUUGGGUGACUUAUACAGUGUUUCUUGGAUGGAAGAUAGUGAUCAACACAAUUUACAAACAGAGAGUUUGCACCAACAAUAUGAACUAGUGAAAAAGAGGACUGCAGGCUCUAAUACCUCUUAUGGUUCCCAUGUGAUGGAGUUUGGGGAUAUAGGACUUAGCAAGGAGAUGCUCGUCCUUUACAUGGGAACAAACCCAGACAAUGAAAACUACACCUUUGUAGAUAAGAAUUCACUACGACCACCUUCAAGAGUUACAAACCAGCGUGACGCAGAUCUUGUCCAUUUUUGGGAUAAGUAUCAAAAGGCACCGGAAGGUUCUGCAAGAAAAGCUGAAGCGCAGAAGCAAGUACUCGAAGCAAUGUCACACAGACUUCACAUCGACAAUAGCUUUCUAAUGAUUGGGAAGCUCUUGUUUGGCAUUUCAGAAGGUCCUUUAGUGCUAAAUAAAGUCCGGCCUUCUGGAAAACCGCUUGUCGACGAUUGGGACUGUCUUAAAACACUGGUGAGAGCUUAUGAGAGGCACUGUGGAUCAUUGUCUCAGUACGGAAUCAAGCACAUGAGGUCCAUUGCAAACAUAUGCAACGCAGGGAUUCAGGUGGAACAGAUGGAGGAGGCAGCAAUGCAGGCUUGUCCCACUAUCCCGGCCGGUCCUUGGAGCUCUCUUCAUCGCGGAUUCAGUGCUUGAUCCUCUUCUCCACUCGCAAUAUUUUUUUUACAUCAAUGCACCAAUCAAAUCUCCAUUUAUGAUGAUAAUAACAACUCGUGUAUAUAUCUUAAUACCAGCCUCUACUUCCAGAUAGCAUCCUUCUUAUGUACACAAGUUAUUGUAAAUAUGAUGUGCUUUAUGUUCUUGGUAUCAAUCUCAAAAGAAAAGAAACAGUUAUUGUAAGUAGUUUACUUGGACAAUCUUAAUAAACUCGGGAUAUUUGCAGUGA